AGGGCGCGGCGCGGUGCAUGCUGGGACCUGUAGUUCGGAGCGGCGGAGCGUUCGCCGCACCCCUAGGGCCGGCGAGAGACGGGAGAACUACAAGUCCCAGGGCGCCGCGGGAAGGAGCGGGCAGGGCGCCGCCUGAGGGCGGGGGGUACGAACGGGAACCUGCCGGCGGUGCUGCCGGAGGACGCUUCCUCAGAUCCAUUGUGAGACGGUGUCAAUGGGAAAUUAGCAGUCAGCUGCACACCGUCCGCCUCCAGCGUGGCCCUGGGGAGCUGCAGUGCUGCUGAGAGGAGCCCAGGAGUCUGCGGGCUGUGCUCCAUGCUGGGUGUGGAACAGUCUCUGCGUGGCCCAGUUUGGAGCAGACUGAUAAGGCUCCUUGUUUCUUAGCAACCACGAUCUGCCAUAGCCAGGAGCCUGCCCUUCUGCAGCUGGAGGGAAAAUUCUGAAUGUCUCAAAUCUCUGUCUUGCACCAAGACUGUUGUCUUUCCUGGGCAUGGAGGUGCCGUACAUCCUUCUCUUAACCAGGCUUGUAGCAGAAGUUGCCAGCAAAUCUACUGAAAGUUCGGUUUCAGAAACGGAAUGUUGCGUGGACAUGUUGGAGUCAAACAGUUCCUGUCCAGUGGCCAACCAGUGCAGCCCAGGUUGUUACAGACGAUGGAACGAGGAUGGGAGUAGCAGCUGCAUUAAGUGCAAAAAUGAAACUCUUCCUGUUGCUACCGUUUACAAUCUGACCGACUGCAGAACCGCUGGUAUCAGAGGGAUGAAUUUCCAGAUGAAUAUAAGCACUGUAACUCCCUUCAUACAGAACGUAGGGGGUCCGGAAGUGGCAGCUUCUCUCAUCUUAGGGACGUUUUUCAUCAGCUUAUUCCUGAUUCUGUCUGUCGCUUCUUUCUUCUACCUCAAGCGUGCCAAUAAGCUUCCUAAUGUUUUCUACAGAAGGAACAAAGCGUCCGUUCUCCAGCCUGGUGAAACAGCAUCCAUGAUACCUCCCCCAGCUACUUCAGUUCGGAAGCCGCGAUACGUCCGACGAGAACGGUCACUAGUGACAUCUGCAUCCGCUGCUAUGAUCUCAUCUUCCGAAACCAGGGUCAGCAAUGUUUAGCCUUCGCUCCCGCCCGAGGACUCUGUAACUGGACGCAGCGUUGAAGAAACUUUUUCCGAAUCCACUGAAGUGCCAGGCAGCGAGCGGCUGACCGAAACGGGAGCCAAAUUACUGCGUCCAAAGAGUUUGUGCCAAAAGCGACCGGGGAAGAUGAGCUCGCGUAAAGACGCUGAGGGCAGGGCCGCGUCCAGUUCUGUGAACUGCUGCCGUCAUCUCGAAAUGCGCUAUUCCAGCUCUGUGGUUUCCUUUGUCUCCCACAGAGGCCGCGUUUCACCUUGACGGUAUCUGCCUGUCUUUGUUACGCUUUCAGUUUCGGCAAGUUCUUCCUGUGUCGCGAUACGUUCUGUGGCCCCGGAGCGGAACUGGGGGAAGCCGAGGACGCGGGGUUGUUUGAAGGGCCCGUUUGUAACAGCAAACACUCAGUGCCGCUGCUUUAAUGUUCUAGGACAAUGUAACAAUACUGAAAUUGUGAUAUUAAAAAACGAACGAAGGCAAAAACACCUCCUGAAACGUCCCCUUCCGCUUCGGAAGUAGCUGACCCUGGCUUUUAACUCUACUUACAGGCCCACCGUUCAAAUACUGUUGGUGCUUUUGACAGCUGGCUGGUAGGGGUCGGAUCCCAACGGCUUCGUGCGCUUCGGCAGCUUCUCAGCGAGCUUCAGCUCAGUCCUUGGGCGAAGAACCGUUCGCUCCGGCUUUGUAGUUGGUAGGCCGCUACGCCUGUCCCGCAGAGACAGCCUCUAGUAUCUUCCUUGUACACAGCAGGUGAAAAGAAACCGAAUUCCCUGCAGGGGAUCUUUGCACCCGUUAGACGUGCCAGUGAGUGCCAAGGUGAACUUGAGAGGUCAGGUGAAUUGCCAUGGAUGCAAUAAGCGGUUUCUUUUCUCAAGCCUUUCCUUAAGGCGCCUGACUUGUGCAGGCCAGCACCUUAGGGCAGAAUCCUUGUUGAAAGCACCAGCCGAAACAGCACCUCCGGUGCCCGCUUUUGCCCAUCUGAUGUCAGAGGAGCAGCCGCUCCGGAAAGUGAAGCAGCUGUAGCUGUCAAAUCUUCCUUGGUCAGGCUAGGCUAGCUUGCAUCAAAUCGGUUCCUGGCACGGCUGACCGUUGCCACGUGAACGUCGGGAUCGGCACGGUGGGCACAACGGCAGGGGCGUGAGAGCGGGUGACAGGGAAAUGACCGGAAGACUUGAGGUUGCUAAACGGGCGGAAGCGUCGCUGUCACCGUAGGUGCAAUGCUCUCUAAGCAGCCUGUGCGUUCCCACCUACCUGCGUUGCUAUAGCCUGUCUUAGUUUAGCUGGAGCUCGGUUACGGGUCUGUGCUCCUAAAAUAAAUUACUGUGAAGCUUUUUACCGUCAGCCACUGCCAUGAACAUAACGGUCGGGAACUGGAACAGUCAGUUCUCUUCCAAAAACGGGGACGUAAGUGUCACGAGCUGAUGCCAUACCCGUAUGGAGAGCGCAGACCUUUUUAUCCGGAUUCCUUCUCUCGGAGGAUAAAAGCUUAUCCAGAGCGGUAGGCACAGAGCUGGGCAGGGAUAUCUUACUGAAUAGGCCUCUUGUUAUGCCAGUUUCGGUGCAGCUGCGUGUCCUCGCAUCUCUCUCCUUACGAGGCAAACGAGAUGUCCUCUAGCAUCCGAACAAGCGAGGGCAAAGGCUGGGGAUCAAGAAAAACCCUCAAAGGAGCAGCCUGCCCCCGAGCGAGGGGAAAA
Messenger RNA from Tympanuchus pallidicinctus (lesser prairie-chicken), 2808 nucleotides. RefSeq names its product chromosome unknown C1orf159 homolog (gene CUNH1orf159). The coding region runs from base 491 to 1099 and encodes 202 amino acids. NCBI's taxonomy places the organism in Eukaryota, Metazoa, Chordata, Aves, Galliformes, Phasianidae. The transcript is spliced from 11 exons. The record is from RefSeq and is a predicted model, not a curated record.